CGAAAGAUGCUCUUAGUCUUGCCCAGAUGCAGGAGCAGACCCUGCAGCUGGAACAGCAGACAAAACUGAAGGAGUAUGAAGCUGCCAUAGAACAACUGAAGAAUGAGCAGAUACGGGUACAGGCAGAAGAGAGACGAAAAACACUCAGUGAAGAAACAAAACAGCAUCAAGCAAGAGCCCAAUACCAGGACAAAUUGGCAAGGCAGCGCUAUGAUGAACAGAUGCGACAGCAGCAACUUGCUAAUGAAGAGAAUCUGAGGAAGCAGGAAGAAUCUGUACAGAAGCAGGAAGCCAUGAGGCGUGCUACCGUAGAGCGAGAGAUGGAGCUGCGGCAUAAGAAUGAAAUGCUGCGUGUUGAGGCAGAGGCCAGAGCCCGUGCCAAGGCCGAGCGGGAGAACGCAGACAUCAUUCGGGAGCAGAUCCGCCUAAAAGCUGCUGAACAUCGCCAAACGGUGUUGGAGUCCCUCAAGACAGCUGGGAUGCUCUUUGGAGAAGGAUUCCGUGCUUUUGUAACAGACUGGGAUAAAGUUACAGCCACGGUGGCCGGCCUAACCCUGCUGGCAGUGGGUGUUUACUCUGCCAAGAACGCCACGGCAGUAGCGGGGCGAUACAUAGAAGCACGUUUGGGCAAACCUUCCCUGGUGAGAGAAACCUCACGCAUUACGGUGCUGGAGGCACUGAAGCAUCCCAUCAAGGUUGGUAAGCGUCUUGCCAGCAAGGCUCACGAUGCCCUUGAAGGAGUUGUUCUCAGCCCACAGUUAGAAGCACGUGUGAGAGACAUUGCCAUAGCAACAAGAAAUACAAAAAAGAACAAAAGCCUUUACAGGAAUAUUCUUAUGUAUGGUCCCCCUGGCACUGGAAAGACGCUCUUUGCCAAGAAAUUAGCUGUGCACUCAGGCAUGGAUUAUGCCAUCAUGACCGGUGGCGAUGUUGCCCCCAUGGGGCGAGAAGGAGUUACUGCCAUGCAUAAACUCUUCGACUGGGCAAACACCAGUAGGAGGGGCCUCUUGCUAUUUGUGGAUGAAGCGGACGCGUUUCUGCGGAAGAGGGCAACAGAGAAAAUCAGUGAAGAUCUCAGAGCAACUUUAAAUGCAUUCCUGCACAGAACAGGGCAGCACAGCAACAAGUUUAUGCUUGUUUUAGCAAGCAACCAGCCUGAGCAAUUUGAUUGGGCUAUCAAUGACCGAAUAGAUGAAAUGGUGAACUUUGAUCUGCCCCAGCUAGAAGAACGGGAGCGGCUUGUGAGAAUGUAUUUUGAUAGGCAUGUCUUGAAACCAGCCACAGAGGGUAAACAACGUUUGAAGCUGGCCCAGUUUGACUACGGAAAGAAGUGCUCAGAGAUUGCCAGGUUGACAGAGGGCAUGUCUGGCCGAGAGAUCUCUCAGCUUGCUGUGGCAUGGCAGGGUCUGUCCUGCUACCUCAAGCUGACUGAAGCCUUGUUGCUUGCAAUUCUAAUCCUAAUGUCUAUGUGAUGAAACCUAACCAAAUCACCCAUGGAGCACAGGUAGUACUACAGAAGGCAGUGAGGAAUCUGCACUGCUACUCCUGCUUCCAUUCCUGAGUCUGCCGGAGUGCUGGAGAAAAUGGACGGGGAGCACAGGAAGGUAUUUAUCGUGGACUUGAUGGAGUUUUGAGGUGCUGGGAUCCCCAUCAGCUCUACUUAGCUUGCCUGGGGUCAUCUCUCAUGGCCAGACUGAACCUGAGAGAUGGUUUGGGGAAGAGUGAAGUUCUGAAGCAGCAGGAGGAGAAACAAUUGGAUCCGUUGGCUCUUCCAGAGAGUAACCUAGAACGGCAGCUUGUGGCCACUCUGCUACCCCGUGGCCUCACAGUCAUUUCCCGUGAAGAUGUUUUUGGAGUGCUCUGCCAAUAUUGCUUUUAACAAAAACAUCUCAGUUAAACAACAAGCCCGAGCAAUAGCUGAAUCUUUCACUAUAAACUGGACUUGAAACUGGUUGACUGUCAUUUACGUGAGGUUCUAGUUCACCAUUGUUUCAAUCUGGCUCAGUUUGUCCUGAAUUUACCAAACAGAAAAAAAUAAGAUGCAGAAAAGCAGAGGGUGUAACCUCUAGCGCUGGAAAAAAUAUUGCUGUCUGGCACAGCUAAUAGUCUGCAUGCUAGAAAUCCAUUUUAAUCUCUUCUACAGAAGACUGAGCAUUCCCUUUUGUCCUUGUGCUUUUCCAUUCCCCAUAUCUAAUCCUUUAUGACUAUAGCAUGGAUUAGAUGCAUUUGUACACUUAAAAAUUCCCUUCAGAUCUGUUUAUAGUAAUGUGCAGACUUUCUAGUUCUGCACCCUGUACUUAAACCUAUUGGUAUGCUUUAGAUAAAAUGUCAAAAUAGCAACCUUUCACUAUUCCAAGCCAUAAUCCCUGGAAAAUUGUUUGGCAACACUUCAAGAGAAUUCCUAGGAGCUUUAUGUCCCGGUGUUAAGGAUAAAGGUGAGCUUCCUGUCAUUUCCUUUGCUUUUGUGCCACUGAUAUAAUUGCCUUUUUGCUCCCUGAACCUUGUUUAUAUUUUUUAAAAAAUAAAAAAUCAUCUGCCUGACCAAGUUAUGGGAAGAAUUUAAUGUUUCUAUAGUGGUCUGAGCUGAAGGACAUUGUAAGUAAGCAGGGAGGCACGGAUCAUGAUGGCUGUGUUUUGGGGGUUUUUUAGGUAGGCUGGUUUUGUUAUAAAUGUAAUUCAAAGGAUACAGAUUCGUUUGGCCGCAUUAAAAUAAGCCAUGUUUCUUGGCUGAAAUGAAACAUUAGGUCAUCUAGGCUGGACUUGACACCUGUGCUCCAUCCUUCUACUUCUUCCCCAAAUACUUUGUUUUCAGAUUAUAUCAUAAUUGGAUUUCAGUUAUAACAAAUGAAUAGUGGCACUGGAGAAAAUGGGUUAAAAUUUGUCCAUGCAGAAGGCAGAGGUAUGAAUACAAAUGAAGCUCAGUACCAUUUUUGUGUGUGUGCAAGCUACUCCCAGAAGGGACAGCUGCUUCUCCCAUUUGCUUUCUUGACAGCUAGGGCCUGAGGCUUUCUAUAAAUAGAAAGUCAUUGAGAAAAUCAACAGAGCGUGAACUGCACAGCUUUGCAGGAGUUUCCACAGUUGAAUUUAUGGUCUAUGCAGUGGCAGGGAGGAAGGGAAGACAUCCUCUCUGUUCUGUGGAGGCACAUACCGCACAUCCCAGGAAAGCACUUAUUCCAUUUUAAAACACCAAAUCCUCCUGGCUGGAGGGCUGCAUUGACAAAAGGGUGCUGGCUCCUUUUUAUUUUUUAUUUUUGUUAAUUG
Athene cunicularia (burrowing owl) is the source of this 3261-nucleotide messenger RNA. It is a transcript of the gene ATAD3A, whose product is annotated as ATPase family, AAA domain containing 3A. NCBI's taxonomy places the organism in Eukaryota, Metazoa, Chordata, Aves, Strigiformes, Strigidae. Gene Ontology annotation, cellular component: mitochondrion. Bases 27 to 1472 code for a protein of 481 amino acids. Gene Ontology annotation, molecular function: ATP hydrolysis activity; zinc ion binding; ATP binding. The transcript has 15 exons. Gene Ontology annotation, biological process: mitochondrion organization. The record is from RefSeq and is a predicted model, not a curated record.